Molecule: messenger RNA, 1539 nt
Organism: Symbiodinium sp. CCMP2592
Lineage: Eukaryota; Dinophyceae; Suessiales; Symbiodiniaceae
Source: the annotation of a GenBank genome assembly
AUGAAAUUCACCCAAGCGGAUUGGGAACAGCAUGUUGCGAACAAUCACGUGCCGUACCGCCGUGAUUGUGCAGUUUGCGUGCACGGUGCCGGAAACGGCCGCCGCCGCCACGGUGUAGUUCACCCGGAAGUGUAUUGCAUGUCAGCCGACAUUGCGGGGCCCAUCCGUGUGAAGGGCAAAGACCCAGAAAGCCGCAACCACCGACCAGCCACGUUCAAGUACUUCCUCGCUGCGUCGUACCGCUUCCCACGGCUCAAAGGAGUGAAGGAGGAGUCAGACCCCAGCCAAACAGAGGGGUUUGAUGAUGCAGCACUCCUCCCGCGAGAAACACAUGACCUUGCAGAUGAGGCCUUUCCGGUAGCAGAAGGCCCCCUGCGCGAGGACUCCCUGUACGAGCCAAGUUUAGAGGAGGAGGAGUCGGAAGACGAAGGGGUUGAAGGGCCUAGAGAGUUCGCAGCCAAAGUUGCCGAGGAGCAUCCCUGGGAGUCAGCCAGGUGUGAGCUUGAAACACCGCCUGACAUGGCGACGCUGGUGUUUGCAGUGCCACUUCACACCAACAAGGGAGACUCGCUUGAGGAGGAGCUCACACCACCUCCACGCAGGGUUCGCGGCAAGCGGUCUGCUGGUGUGAGACUUGACGACGUCUUUGCACUUGACCCGCAGCCUCCCUUGCCGCCGCCAGCAGAAGCUCCACACCCGGAAGGGCCUGUGUCACCGGUUGAGGAGGAGUCUGCCCGUGUAGCGCGCUUGAGUCUGCAAGACCUUGAAGGUUUAGCUACGGAGCUUAUCGAGGACGACUGGGACCUUGAUGAAGCGUUGUGGGUGUUAGCCGAAGUGUGCAGAGCAGUAGUCCACACUGUAGACCCUGGGGAUGCAGAGCAAUGCAUCGAGAAGUGGAUGCCGUCCAUUCACAAAGAGAUCGGUGUCAUUGAGAAGGCUGUGCGGCGACUGCCCCCUGCAGAGGGUGACGCUGCCCUCGCUACCCGGAAGGGUCAAGCUUACCACAAACGCAAGGCUCGCUUGGUCGCUUGUGGCAACCACGCCUACAGUGAAACUCAAGCUGUGGGCACUGGGACCGUGGCGCAGCAAGACCUGCAGCUGAGUGCCUUCGCUGUCCUGCUCGCCGUCUUUCAGGUCGUAGGUGCUGCCAGCCAGACAACGGACGAGGAAGAAGACUUGUCUCUCCCCGUGUCGCUUGAUGCAGAUUUGAUGUUGGCAGUAUCCAUCAUCUGCAGUGGUAUCUGCUUCAUUGCAGUGUGGGAGUUCUUCAAGUGGUGCCUUCAAGGCGUCAUCUCCCGCCGAGAGGCAGGGACACCCGUGUUGUCUCUGAGCCCCCGCAAGGCGCGCAAGUUACAGCGCCUUCGAGAUCAAACUGCGCAGGCAAUCCAUGCCGAGAUCUCUGCACGUGAGGAGGCAGCAAGCUCGCAGUCUGUUGCUGCAGCGCCCAGUUUGUUGAGUUUCAAGCGUGCCAGCAGUGCCACGGGAGUGCUGCAGACCACACCCAGCACAGCACAGGGUGCCUUGAAAGCCCUCGCAUAG